Molecule: messenger RNA, 912 nt
Organism: Ogataea angusta
Lineage: Eukaryota; Fungi; Ascomycota; Pichiomycetes; Pichiales; Pichiaceae
Exons: 2
Coding region: 1-912 (303 amino acids)
Biological process (GO): glycoprotein catabolic process; protein deglycosylation; protein quality control for misfolded or incompletely synthesized proteins
Cellular component (GO): cytosol; nucleus
Molecular function (GO): peptide-N4-(N-acetyl-beta-glucosaminyl)asparagine amidase activity
Source: RefSeq, a predicted model, not a curated record
AUGGAAAUAUCUCAGCUGGCAGGGUUGUUCAGACAGAAGUACGCCGAACAGCAGCGCAGAACGAUCCGCGAGCUGCUCAGAGAGCGCAGGCCGAGCACCCGGCCGUUCGGCCAGCAGCUCGCCGUGAUCAGCCGUCUGAUGGACAAGUACGCCGACGAAGAGGCACAGUCCGCCGCGCUCGACGUGGUGCUGCGGUCGGGCGUGUACGAGCGGCUCGAGAACCACGCCGCCGCGCCAGACUACACGGACCGGCUGCCGCUCCAGCCGGUCGGGCCGUACAAAAAAGAGCAUUUCGACGGCCGCGCAGACAUAGUCGAGCAGUACCGGUGCCUCGAGUGCUCCCAGACAGUCGAGUUCCCCCGGUACAACAACCCCAAAACGCUGCUCUCGUUCCGCAAAGGACGCUGCGGAGAGUGGAACAACUGCUUUAUUCUGCUCCUGUGCGCGCUCGGAUUCAAGGUGCGGUACAUCUGGAACGCCGAGGACCACGUGUGGUGCGAAUACUACUCACAACACCUCAAACGGUGGGUCCAUCUCGACAGCUGCGAAAACCAGUUCGACAACCCGACGCUCUACUGCGACGGCUGGGGCAAGAAGAUGUCGUACGUGUUUGCCGUCAGCGCCGCGUACAUUGCCGACGUGUCGCCGAAAUACAUCAAAAAGGGCCAGCUGCCCAGAAACAGGCUCGGCGAGCACGAGCUCGCAGACACGCUAGCAUACAUCAAUCUGUGCAAAUGGAUCGGCAUGGACGACGACGACCUGCUCGCGACGCUGGCAGACUUUCUCGGCGACUACAAGAGCAGGCGUCGAAGCCCGCUUCCAGCGCCCACUGGGCCCCUCGUGCCGCGCCAGAGCGGUGCUCCCGAAUGGACUCGAUCGCGCGGCGAGGACGGAUCACGUAAGCGGGAUUAG